CAACCCCAAUUUAUAGGAGAGCAGAACCAUUUGUAAGCGCACGUUUCGCGGUCAGCUUUUUAGGGCUGGUCCGUUUUGAAAAAUCACUCGUAGCCAUUCGAUCAGACCGGACGAGAGAACCUGAGAAAAAUGAAGAUAAUACUCGGGAUAUGGGUAGUCGUGACUUCUGUUGUGUCCAUUUCUCUCGCCGAACCUAAGUAUGAACCCCGUUAUCUCUCUCAAGAAGUUGAAAAUUCAGAAAAUCGAGAAUACCAUCCUCAUCCUGAGCCAAGAGGAUACAAGCUUUACGAUGUAUAUACUAAACCAUAUGAACCACAGUACCAGUCUAUAGAACCUCAGUACAAAAACACUGAGCCUACGCAUUACCAAGUUGAUUCAAAACCAGCCCCUGGUUCACCUUAUCCUCAGCCCAAUCAACCACUUUAUAAUCAGCCGCCUCAACAAAUAACAUCCAUUCAAAAACCGCAAGUGCCUCAUGCUGAUCAUCAGCGGAUUUCUUACAGCCAACCACCAAAGGACGUUUACAUCCAAAUAGAGCAGCCACAAGCAACUCUGUAUCAUAAUCAAGGUCAACAUGAGUAUGAACCAUCUGAGAUUUCUCAUUAUCAAAGGGCUCCUGUAGCUGCACAUCAAGGACCUCAAGAGUUACAGUCUAUUCAGACUGCAGAACCAAAGUAUGUGCAACCUAUAGAGAGACAAUACGUGCAUCCUGAUAAGCCUAAAUAUAUUCCAGUUGAAGAGCCCAAACAUACUCAGGUUAUUCAGCCUCAGCAGCCACAUUCUCCAGCACAACCCUAUGAUCCUAAACUGCCCCAAUAUUUUACCAUGUAUGAAAAACGUGUUAUUCAAGAUCCUACAGACAAAUAUGGUAAAGGGCCAUGGCGAUAUCUUACGUACGGUCAUGGUAUCACUUACGGUAGCAAAGAACCUGGUAAAGUGUUUGAGAAAGGUUACGGUUACAUCAGAGCGUUGGGCAGGGAUCAUUGCAAACUGCCCGAGCAUCUGUGCCCACCCAAAGACGAUAAACCUUUUGAGUACGAAGGCAGGAAAGAGCCUUACUUUGGAUACCGGCCUCACUAAUCAAGCAAUUGGACGCAUUAAAGAGGAACUGCUGAAUGAAAACUUGACUAUUUAAGAGAGAUUUUCAGAAAUUUAAUAUUUCUUCGUUAUUCUUUUCUUUCCCUGCGUAGCUCAAGACAAUUUCUUUUCACUGUUCAUCAGUAACAAAAUAUACUAACUUCUGAAAUAAUGGAAUAUCGAGAGAGUGGUAAAUCCAUUUAAUUCUUUUAGCAUAAACUCAUAAAAAUGGCAAAAGUUUUAAGUUAUUUAAACUCUUGAUAAAUAUUGGUAACAUGUCUAAUAUAGUUUCAUACUGAUGAUAGUGACUGAGAAUCGUAUUGCAAUGUUACACUCUCAGCUUUUUUCCAGCUUCCUCGUUUAGGAAUAAAACGUCUGUGGCCUUCGUUCUCCAGCUAUAGUUAAGUUUUCAACGAAGGAUAAAGCCAAUCUUUUUACAACUGUGUUCCUGUAUAUUCAUAAUUGAAUAAAAUGUGUUAGAUGUUGAAUGUGCAAGGUGUCAGUUAUAUUUUAUGUGCUACAGAAAUAGCACAAAUUAUAAUAAAAAUAAUAAUUAAG
Molecule: messenger RNA, 1635 nt
Organism: Stegodyphus dumicola
Lineage: Eukaryota; Metazoa; Arthropoda; Arachnida; Araneae; Eresidae
Source: RefSeq, a predicted model, not a curated record